Messenger RNA from Euleptes europaea (tarantolino), 2423 nucleotides. It is a transcript of the gene APBB2, whose product is annotated as amyloid beta precursor protein binding family B member 2. The record is from RefSeq and is a predicted model, not a curated record. Lineage: Eukaryota; Metazoa; Chordata; Lepidosauria; Squamata; Sphaerodactylidae. Gene Ontology annotation, biological process: regulation of DNA-templated transcription. Gene Ontology annotation, molecular function: transcription factor binding; amyloid-beta binding. Gene Ontology annotation, cellular component: nucleus; cytoplasm. The transcript is spliced from 14 exons. Bases 56 to 2371 code for a protein of 771 amino acids.
CUGCCGUAAGCUUUGAAAACAGCUGACCACACGGGAUAAUGUGCUGACUGGCGCUAUGGGCAGGCGAUACCCAGGGGCUCACUUUCAUCAAAGCAAUUCAUUGGACUCUGGUGUGGAUACCUUGGCGGGGUUUAUGGCAAGCAACAGCACGACGGACAUUGUGAAUCGGAACGGUCCUGCCACUCCGCCCAACACCCUUCUCCUACGCUCCUCUCACAAUGAACUUCUGAAUGCCGAAAUCAGGCACACGGAAGUCAAGAACAACACCCCUCCAAAAUGCAGGAAAAAAUAUGCUCUGACUAACAUUCAGACAGCCAUGGGCCUUUCCGAUCCUGCUGCCCAGCCCCUUCUGGGCAACAGUUCCUCCAACAUAAAGCUGGUGAAGAAUGGCGAAAACCAGCUUAGGAAAGCGGCAGAACAGGGACAGCAGGAUCCUAAUAAAAACCUGCCUUCUCCAACGACCACUGCAGGUGUAAACAUAACUUCUGAGAAGUUGGAGGGGAAAGAGCCAAACCAGCAGGAUUCCUCAGGCAGUGAGAUAUUGCCCGCCCAGCGCCGGAGAACCAAGAGCUUCCUAAAUUACUAUGCAGAUCUGGAGACGUCAGCGCGGGAUGUUGAUCAGAAUUAUGGGAACAGGCAAGUGGCAGGGGAGGAGAAAUUCUCUUCACAGCCCAACGGUCAGGCAUCGACGCUGAUUGUUAAUGGGGAUACCUUGUCUCGGAAACAAAACAAGGCGGCCAGUCCAGAAGACGGGCAGGCAGCCACCAUAUCAUCAAGUCCGGAGACAAAAAAGGAUCACCCUAAAACGGGGGCCAAGACAGAUUGUGCCCUGCACAGGAUCCAGAACUUGGUGCCGAGCGACGAAGACUCAAGCUGGACGACGUUGUCGCAGGACAGCGCUUCUCCGAGUUCACCUGAUGAAACAGCAGAUAUAUGGAGUGACCAGUCAUUUCAAACAGACCCCGACUUACCACCAGGCUGGAAAAAAAUCAACGAUAUAGCUGGGAUUUAUUACUGGCACAUACCAACAGGAACAACCCAGUGGGAACGUCCCGUGUCAAUACCAGCAGAUCUACAAGGCUCAAGAAAAGGGUCACUUAGUUCUAUCACCCCAUCUCCUACUCCAGAAACUGAGAAACAGCCAUGGAGUGAUUUUGCUGUACUGAAUGGGGGAAAGAUUAAUAGUGACAUUUGGAAGGAUCUUCAUGCGGCCACGGUGAACCCAGAUCCCAGUUUAAAGGAGUUUGAAGGAGCGACAUUGCGCUAUGCCUCUUUGAAGCUCAGAAAUGCCCCACAGUGUGAUGAAGAUGAUUCCUGCAGUAUCAACAGUGAUCCAGAAGCCAAGUGCUUUGCUGUUCGAUCUUUGGGAUGGGUCGAAAUGGCAGAGGAAGAUCUGGCCCCUGGAAAAAGCAGCGUCGCUGUAAACAAUUGUAUCCGGCAGCUCUCCUACUGCAAGAAUGAUAUUCGAGACACAGUUGGCAUUUGGGGAGAGGGAAAAGACAUGUACCUUAUCCUGGAGAAUGACAUGCUAAAUUUGGUUGACCCCAUGGACCACAGCAUCCUUCAUUCUCAGCCCAUUGUAAGCAUCCGCGUCUGGGGCGUAGGUCGUGACAACGGCCGAGACUUUGCUUAUGUAGCGAGAGAUAAAGACACACGGAUUUUGAAAUGCCACGUCUUCCGAUGUGACACACCAGCAAAAGCCAUUGCCACAAGUCUGCACGAAAUCUGUUCUAAGAUUAUGGCUGAACGGAAGAAUGCCAAAGCUGUGGCUUGCAGCUCAUUGCCUGAGCGGACGAAUGCUACCCUAGAUGUGCCCUUGCAAGUAGAUUUCCCAACACCAAAGACCGAGCUGGUGCAGAAGUUCCAUGUGCAGUACUUGGGCAUGCUUCCUGUAGCUAAGCCAGUGGGCAUGGACACCCUGAACAGUGCUAUAGAAAGCCUUAUCGAUUCCUCCAGCAGAGAGGACUGGAUGCCAGUCACCAUGAACGUUGCUGAUGCCACCGUGACAGUCAUCAGUGAAAGAAAUGAAGAGGAAAUCAUAGUGGAAUGUCGUGUACGCUUCUUGUCCUUUAUGGGAGUGGGGAAAGAUGUCCAUACCUUUGCCUUCAUCAUGGAUACUGGGAACCAACGCUUUGAGUGCCAUGUUUUCUGGUGUGAUCCCAAUGCAGGCAAUGUAUCAGAGGCAGUUCAGGCUGCUUGUAUGCUACGGUAUCAGAAAUGCUUGGUCGCCAGACCUCCUUCGCAGAAAGUCCGGCCGCCGCCACCUCCCGCAGACUCAAUGACCAGAAGAGUCACAAGUAACGUAAAACGAGGAGUACUGUCCCUCAUUGACACUUUGAAACAGAAACGCCCUGUUACUGACACGCCAUAGCCACCGCACAGGAAAAACCCAGAUUUCUCAGAACGCCUGAUGGGAAAUGCAG